CUUUAACCGGGAAGAGAAAACCGCUAUGUAGCAGAACUGCUUAGGAGAAAACGAGCAACAUUGCAGCGACUGUAGUAUUUGUUUACAAUUAUUUAAAGCGGCGGCCGGUAUAGUAUACACCCGUUUUGAAGAUGAAAGUAAGAUAACAAGUGUGUAUUUGUUGUUAAGAGCAGAAAUGGAGAAGCAGUCGCCUCUGUUGUGCUCUGAGCUGUGUGUUCAGCGUAGAUUGUUUGAGGUCACAUUAAACUUUGCGAUUCUCGCGUGGAAAGACAUACAAAUCGCCAAAAAACACACCGGACGCGCCAUAUAUGGAGCUGUCAAAGCGGGUAGUCAUUGUGUCCCAGUGUGUGAAAUUAUAGCCGUUCAGGAAAAAGAAGAUGACUCUCCUUGUAAAGACACUGGGAAAUGGCAGAAGGUUCCUCAGAGCCCAGCGGACUCAUGCCAGCACGCUUUCACAGUGUUCUACGUAGAGAGGAUGAGGCAGCACUGCUGGCAGUGCAGCAAUGUGACUUUCCACUGCUCUGAACAUUCCAUGUGUCUGCUCUGGGUCCAAACUAUUAGGGAACAACUUGCAUUGUUGACCAAUCGACCGAAGAAUUUGCUAGUGUACAUCAACCCCUACGGAGGAAAACAACUUGGGAAGCAGAUUUACGACCACAAAGUGGCCCCCAUCUUUUCCCGGGCUUCCAUUUCCACCGACGUGAUUGUUACCGAACGUGCAAAUCAUGCCAGGGACCACUUGAAGACGGAGGCUGAUCUGAAGAAGUAUGACGGUGUGGUGUGUGUUGGAGGAGAUGGCAUGUUCAGCGAGAUGAUGCAUGGCCUUGUCUCCCGUACACAGCGAGAAGCAGGUGUGGACGAGAACUCAAUGGAGGAGACCCUUAUGCCAUGUGGACUUCGCAUCGGCAUCAUUCCUGCAGGUUCGACUGACUGUAUAUGCUACGCAACAGUUGGCUCAAAUGACCCUGUCACCUCAGCACUGCACAUCGUUGUGGGUGAUUCUCAGCCAAUGGAUGUCUGCUCAGUGCACAAUGAAGACCAUUUCCUGCGUUACUCUGUGUCACUAUUGGGUUACGGGUUCUACGGAGAUGUGCUGACAGACAGUGAGAGGAAGCGCUGGAUGGCAUUACUCUUGUUCCCUUUCUUUCUUCAGUUUGAUCACUCUUUUGUGGAGGUGUACCGGGUCAAGCAGUUCCGAUUCACCCCCAGAUACCAGGAGUGUGAUUCCGAAGUGGACCUGAGAGAGAGCGGAGCGACAGGCAAGCGAUUCCUUAGUCAGAUCUGCAGGGAGCACAGAGCCUGUGGCUGCAUGCCUUCCCAGAGCAACUGGAACUGUGAUGGAGAGAUCCUUCCACACACUGCCAUUCAAGUCCGGGUCCACAGCCAAUUGAUCAAGCUGUUUGCGAGAGGCAUUGAAGAGCAGCCGGUGUUUGAGGACCCGUAUGCUCACUGUGCAAUAUAGAUGUCCACUCCACUUAAGAAACCUCCAGCUGGAUCAUGAAGAAUUGAGAUUCUUUGAAUGGAAGAGUCACCUUCAGCUCAGCACAGUAUCAUGCUGUUUUACCCAGAUAAUCCUCAUGAAGAUGCUUUGGAAACACACUGAGCUGGAGUCAACAGCAUUUGAAUAGGCUGUAUUAGAUUUGUGUAAGAUAGGAUUAGCUGUUUCAGCUAGGUAUUAGUAUUGCUGUUUUUUCAUUUCAACCCUUGAAGGCCUUGAAGUUGCUGGUGAUAUCUCUUGCUGUAUGCGACGGCUUCCAGUUGUCAGCAUUUGUCUUCCACCACGAUCAAGCUGGUCUUGAGAGUAGCGUUAAUUGAAUCCCAAAGUCAAAUUCCUGGAACUGUGAAAUCUCUGGUAUGUUUAUGAAUACAUUCUUCUUGGUUGCA
Molecule: messenger RNA, 1884 nt
Organism: Sinocyclocheilus rhinocerous
Lineage: Eukaryota; Metazoa; Chordata; Actinopteri; Cypriniformes; Cyprinidae
Product: ceramide kinase-like
Exons: 10
Coding region: 176-1462 (428 amino acids)
Biological process (GO): ceramide metabolic process; phosphorylation
Molecular function (GO): ceramide kinase activity
Source: RefSeq, a predicted model, not a curated record